Molecule: messenger RNA, 990 nt
Organism: Trichophyton verrucosum HKI 0517
Lineage: Eukaryota; Fungi; Ascomycota; Eurotiomycetes; Onygenales; Arthrodermataceae
Exons: 6
Coding region: 1-990 (329 amino acids)
Biological process (GO): intracellular protein transport; endoplasmic reticulum to Golgi vesicle-mediated transport
Cellular component (GO): endoplasmic reticulum; endoplasmic reticulum membrane
Source: RefSeq, a predicted model, not a curated record
AUGCCUCGGGAAGUCGUCCGCGAGAAAGUAGAUUUCUUGUACGCUGUCUGGCGACGGCUCGAACGACUACGCCAUCCUCCUUCCUCCCUGACUGCUGGUUCGCUCCCGUCCGCUGGUCCCUCUAGCGUCUUUACUUCGUCUUCUUCUUCUUCUUCUCUUUCGCAUCUCGACUUUUAUGCUGCGUCUUCUAGUAAAAUCAUCGACGUCGUCGUCUUCGCCCGUUUCGGACCAAAGUUAGGAAACGAACGAUAUAUAAAGGAAGAAGAAGAAGAAGAAGAAGAAGACAGAUAUAGAGAAGACGACGACGGUGAUCCUCAGCUUACUCGUUCGCUAGACUCGUUUGACAGUAACUGCUCCUUCAAGUCGACGUCUCUGCUUGUGUUUGUCCUCCUGGUGACGGAGAUGGCUAUCUUCGUCGGCCUGAUAGUCCCUCUGCCCUUUACCGUCAAGCGGAAGCUCUUCACCUUCAUAUCAGAGAGUCCCAUCGUCGCCAAGCUGCAGUAUGGAAUGAAGAUAACGUUCAUCUUCAUUCUCAUCCUGUUCAUCGACAGCGUCAACCGUGUCUAUCGUGUCCAGAUUGAACUGACUGGUUUCGACGCUGCCAACACCGGACAUGCCAUUGGAACUGAGCGUAUGGAAGUUCAGGCCCGCAAGUUCUACUCUCAGCGCAACAUGUACCUCUGCGGCUUCACCCUUUUCCUCUCCCUUAUCUUGAACCGCACUUACACCAUGAUCCUCGAUAUCCUUCGUCUUGAAGACAAGGUUAAGAUGUACGAGGGAGACAAGAGGGCCGGCGGCAAGGAUUCUGCUAAGUUGGCUGCUGCUGGUGAUAUGGGAGAGAUCGGAAGACUCAAGAAGGAGCUCAAGGCUCGUGAGAACGACAUCGAGGCCCUGAAGAAGCAGAGCGAGGGCUUGUCCAGAGAGUACAACAAGCUCGGAGACGAGGUUUCUGCUCAAAACAAGGAUAACACCACCAAGAAGGACCGAUGA